GUUGCAUUAGUACCGUUCCACCUCCCAGCCAACACAAUAAAUCAACUCAAAACUCCACCACGAGCGGCAGAUUGAGACCAAGGGGAGUUAACAGUAAAUCUACUUAGAUGGGGUAAACUAGUUAGCCGCACAACUUAGUAUCUGAAAAUACAAACGCAGGUUUUAGUGAGAAGAUCAAAAAAGAUAUAAGGGAAAUUUGCUAUUAAUCAGUUCAUCAUCAUUUUGGCUUAUUGAUUUUCUUUAAUAAUAUAAUCUGAUGAAUGUGACCCCUAUCUCACCUGCUUUCUCCGAAAUUGUUGAUACUCCAACUAAUAAGAUAUCCAAGCCAAGAUCAGGAAAAUCAAAAAAUAGCUCGAGAUCAAGAUUUGGCUGUUCACAAUGCCGAAGCCAAAGGGCAAAAUGUGAUGAAAUUAAACCCAAGUGCUCUCGAUGCACGUCUAAGAAUAUUGGAUGUACUUACCAAAUGACCCUUCAAUAUAGAGAAGAUUUCGAGAAUAAGGGAAAGAAGUUUGGCAGAGAAGGAGUCUGGGGUAAAAUGGGAAAUAAGAAGACAGUCUCUGAACUUAUCAAAAAAUCACACACCUCUUAUUACCUUGACAUAGAAAAUAAGAAUAAUUUGAUGUUCAUUAAUUUUUCAUACCAUGAAUUUAAAGAACCAGCAAUGAUUCUUCGACCAUCUAUACGCCCUUCAAUAUUCCCCCCUGAAAUCAAAUCUUUAGGUGGUUAUGAUCGUUCCAGCUUGAGCUUUGCCUUGAGUUAUUAUAUUGAGUUCAUAUCUCCAAUUCUCAAUCCAGUAGAUAAUAUUCAAGAUAGUUUGCUUGCUUCUCGUUAUCUGCCCGAUCAUCAUAUAGUAAUUGAAAAAGGCUUAAACCUUUCCUCUUUGAUUCAGUACGCUCAGUAUAACCCACACCUUUUCUUUUUAAUAUUGUCAUUGGGGUCUAUUUACUUAUCCAAAAUCAGCCCAGGCUCAUAUAAUGAAGAAUGGUUCGAUAAAUCUUAUUUGUUUAAGUUGAAAGGCUUAUCAAUGAUUGGUGGGGUUAUAGAUUAUAUCAAUGAUCCUUCAAGACACAACAAGCAUAAAAGCUAUCGCCUAGACACUAGCUUACUACUAUCGCUUGUACUAUUAAUAAUGGAUGAAGUUGCUGAUGAUUGUAAUGAGAAAUGGGUCUUUUAUUUAAAGACUUGCAAAAAAUUGGUAUUUUCACCAGAGUUCAUACAGCCUAAGAGUCAAUUAGAAGACUCUUUACUACGAUUUGCCAUUGACUUUCUUAAUUAUCAGGAAUGCAUGGGAAGAACCGCAUGCAGACAGGAGAAUAGUUUCUUUGAUUCUUUGAAAACACUUGAUGACGAACCGGUUGAUAAUUUAGUUCCUAAAUCAUUGAUAUCUUGGAUGGGCUGCGAUAAGAAACUCAUAAAUGUUAUAUCCGAUAUAACUGAUCUUUCAUUAGAACGAUCCAAUAGGGGAAUAACUGAGAAUAAUUAUCAAAUAUUAUGUAAUGCUAUGAAACAAAAAUUAGAUGCUAUGGACUUAAAGAUAAAAGCUGAUGAUAUCUUGUUUGACAUCGCUUAUGACUUUAAUAGAAACUUUAAAGAAGUAAGUCAAGUGGCUAAAAGUGAACUAAUCAUCCUUGCAGAUGAUAUUCAUCCCGAAGAAUUUUGUUUCAUCUUAGCUUGUGAAGUGAAAAGAGCUUGUACUUCAAUUUAUCUAGACUGUUGCUUACUCAACAAGACUCCAGAGGACGAAGGUAUAAAAACUCAAGUUAAACAACUAUACAAAUAUCUUAAGUUUAUAAUCCUCAACAAUGAUUUCCGUUGGUGUUCUACACUUCUUUGGUCAUUGUUUAUUGUCAGUUCUUCAAUCUCAGUUCAUGAUGAAGAAUGUGAAGACUUGCGCUACUUGACAUUGAGUCUUCUAGAUAAGUUGGAAAAAAACAGUCUUGGUAAUGUCAACCAAACCAGAGAUAUCAUCAGUAGUAUUUGGAAAGCCAGAGACUUACAAAACUGUGAUGAACACAGUUUUGGAAAACUACGCAAAUCAGAGAUUUCUAACCCAAGACAUAAAAAGUCUCAUUGCACAACGUAUUUGGGCCCAACCAACGACUGGGAACACUUUGUAGCCAACGAGUCGUACAGAAUCUCUUUGGCGUAGACUGCCAUUUUGUAUUAUAUACUUUUUUGCAAUUAUUUUUUCUUUUGUAGCAACCAAAGGCUUACAUAAUAUAAACUAUGAUAAAUCGCCCCAAGUUCUGAUUUCAUUAGCAAACCGAAUACUCUAAGGACAUACAUAGCUUAACAGUAACCUAACAUGUGUGGUAGAUAUGCGUUGGGAUUGAAUCUCAAAGAAUUCCCAGAGUACUUCAAUGAUACAGUAAUCAAUGGGGGUGGUUCUACAUCGUAUCAAAUGG
Hyphopichia burtonii NRRL Y-1933 is the source of this 2405-nucleotide messenger RNA. RefSeq lists its product as uncharacterized. The record is from RefSeq and is a predicted model, not a curated record. Bases 257 to 2149 code for a protein of 630 amino acids. Gene Ontology annotation, cellular component: nucleus. Gene Ontology annotation, molecular function: transcription cis-regulatory region binding; DNA-binding transcription factor activity, RNA polymerase II-specific; zinc ion binding. The transcript has 2 exons. Gene Ontology annotation, biological process: positive regulation of transcription by RNA polymerase II. NCBI's taxonomy places the organism in Eukaryota, Fungi, Ascomycota, Pichiomycetes, Serinales, Debaryomycetaceae.